Messenger RNA from Brassicogethes aeneus, 2420 nucleotides. Lineage: Eukaryota; Metazoa; Arthropoda; Insecta; Coleoptera; Nitidulidae. The record is from the annotation of a GenBank genome assembly.
AAAAUAUAGCACUAACUCCGAAUAUACCCAAAGUAUAAUAAUUCCGCUGCAAAUGAAACGGCGUGCCCUUCGAUCUUCUCGGUUUCCUAAAUUUUUCCGAUAUGCGUCUAUCUUCCAUAUCAACGAACAAAUCAACAAGAAAAUUGAAGAAGAAUGGCUAAAUUUUCAUUUUGACGCACAACAUAACCACACUUUCCGCGGAAGAAGAAGAUCGUACAUUUGAACUACUGGCGGCAACUUCGAAAAAUUAAGGGAUUUUUUAUUUUUUUUGUUAAAUUUGUAUAUUUUGUAUAGAUACUAUCAAUAAUGUUUAAAAUAGCAAUUUAUCAGGGUUGUUUUUGUGUAAUAUUCAUAUUUUUUUAGUUUGUUUAUAUUACAAAAUACCAAUACUGCUAAAUUAACAAUUUUUUUCGCCUAAUUAUUUUUGGGUGUUGAUUAAUAUAAAAGAAUGCAUUUCUACAAACAUACACAGUGGUAAAUUCACCAUAAAUUAUAAAUUUAUUGUUUAUCAACUCGCACAGUUAUUAUAACACUAAACAUUUUUUUGUUAAUGUUUUUAUUCUUGCAAUUCAGUUUUUUAAUUUCAGUUAGGUAUUUUGGGUGUAAAAUGGAUGAAAUAAAGCAUGUGUGUAUAAUCUGCGUUAAGAAACUUAAGAAAAAUGAGACAAUUGAGUUUAUUUUUACGAAAAUAAAUAUGCUGAGUUUCAUAGUGCCAAAUUUGGAUCUAAAAAUAAGAAAAAAUUCAAAAAUAUGUAAAAGUUGUUUAAAAAGUCUAGAAACUUCGUAUGAGUUUAAAGAAAUGGCGUAUAAAAAUGAAAAUAGGAUAAGCAAUGAGUCAAAAAAAUCUGGAAUGAUAAGUUUGGAUGUUUUUAUUGAUAAAAACAAGUUAAAAAGUGAACUUAUUUGUAGGAUAUGUUUGAAAAAUAGUCCUAAUAAUAAUAUUCCUUUAUAUUUUGAGCAAAACUAUGCCAAAUCUUACAAAUUAGUUAGAAAUAUUAUUAAUACAUGUGAUAUAGAAAUUGACUUGGAUCUCACAGAAAAACCAAUUUUAUGCAAUAAUUGUUGGAUAAUUCUCCAAAAUUUUUACACUUUUAGACGUUUUUGUUUUGAAAGUAACAAAAAAAUUGCGAAUUUGUUUAAUUUAAGUAAAAAAAAAAUUCUAAAAUCACUGCAAAUGGUAAAAUCAUCAAACAUUGCAAUAAAAAAUAAGUUCAAAUGGCAAAAUGCCUUAAAAAUGUUAACAAGAAAUAAUUUAAGAAAACUAGAGGCAACUUUAGAGGCCCAGCUAUUUAUGUUGUUGAAAAAACAAAACAAAAAACGCGCCACAAGAAGAACAAACUUUAACGCCCAAAAAAUCACAAGUUUACACAUGAAGGAAGAUUUCUCCGAUUCCGAUGAACCUCCCAAAUCCCCCUCCCCCACAAACCAAGGCUUCAUAUUCACUCCCAUCGAAAUAACCAACUCCAAACUCAAAAACAUCAUCAACAAAAAAACAGUCAGCGAAGCAGUGAUAAUGGACGAAAAAGACACGGUGGUCAAGGAAAAAUUCGCGUUUAGAAUGCGCAAGAGGCCUGGCAACAUUGUAAUAGGCAGCAUAGUGGGCGGAGCCAACCUUAAAAAAGUUGACAGGGUCGAGGAUUUGAGCAUUGAGGGGGUUAUUAAUAGAAUUGCCGAAAAUGACGAGGAUGUCGAUGAAGAUACUUCGUGUAUUAAGAUAGAGCGGGGAAAUUAUAAUGAAGAAGAAAACAAGUAUGUUUGCCUAAAAUGCCCGUUCAAAACUGAAUACAAACACCACUUAUUCAGGCACUUGGUGUUACACGGGAAUACGGAAAAUUUCAAGCGUUUUCAGUGCCUGUAUUGCCCCUACAAGGCCAUCAAAAAGCAGUACUUGAAGUCUCACUUGUUGCAGCACGACCCGAACGCUUUAAAAUUCAAGUGCACCCACUGCAACUACCUGACCAACAGAAAAGAUAGACUUAGACUUCACACAGAGACCCAUUUGAAGGAUUCCCUGCCGAGGAACUUCAAGUGCCCGAAAUGCCCAUACACAGCUAUCCGCAAAAUGAACCUCAAGUCGCACAUGAUAACGCACGAGGGCGCUUUAAAGUACGAAUGCAAAAAAUGCGAGUACAAGACGAAAAGGAAAUCGCAUCUCAACACACACAUGCUGAAGCAUGCGGACCCAGAGAAGGUUUACAUAUAUAAUUGUUCGCACUGCUCUUAUAAGGCCAAAAGAAAACACCAUUUACUGGUGCACACCCAAAAGGGCUGCAAAGGUAAAAAAAAUAACACAAAUCCGGUUAAAAGGAGCGAAAUUUAAGUUGUUAUGAUUUGGGGUUCUUAUUACAUGAUAUAUUGUUAAUUUUAUACUUACAGAAGUUUAUUUAUGUUAAUUUUCAAUAAAAAUCUUUCUUAACUAA